Messenger RNA from Phascolarctos cinereus (koala), 1693 nucleotides. Its product is annotated as b(0,+)-type amino acid transporter 1-like. Gene Ontology annotation, biological process: amino acid transmembrane transport. Gene Ontology annotation, molecular function: L-amino acid transmembrane transporter activity. NCBI's taxonomy places the organism in Eukaryota, Metazoa, Chordata, Mammalia, Diprotodontia, Phascolarctidae. The record is from RefSeq and is a predicted model, not a curated record. Gene Ontology annotation, cellular component: membrane.
CUCUGCUCCUCGCUGCCCACAACACCUGUUGGCAAUGGGGGCAGAGGAGGAAAGGCCGCCAUCUCCCAGGGCUGCGGAGCCCGCCAAACUGCGGCUUCGGAGGGAGCUGGGGCUGGCCAGCUCCGUGUCACUGAUCGCAGGCUGCAUGAUCGGCGCCGGGAUCUUCAUGAAUCCCCAGCAUGUUCUCUACCACAUGGGGAGCCCCGGGGGAAGCCUGGUCAUCUGGGCAGCCUGCGGUCUCCUGGCCACUCUGGGAGCACUGAGCUACGCGGAGCUGGGCACGCUCAUCACAGAGUCGGGCGGAGACUACGUCUACAUCCUCCGGACCUUCGGGGCCCUCCCUGCCUUCCUGGUGAUUUACGUAUCCACACUGUUGGUCAGACCGGCUGGGAUCGCAGCCAUGUCACUGACCUUUGCAGAGUAUGUGGUAGCUCCUUUCUACCCCAGCUGCUCCUCGAUGCCGGUGGUGCUGGUCAAAUGUGUGGCCGCCGCCUGCAUCCUGAUCCUCGCCUUGGCCAACUGCCGAAGCGUGAGGCUGGCCACCGGGUUGAUGAACCUAUGCACCGUAGCCAAGGUCUUGGCGCUGCUCGUCAUCAUCGGCGGAGGGUUCUGGGUCCUGGUCCGGGGUAGUGCCGGCGACACCCUCCAGAACGCCUUCGCGGACACCACCCAGCAGCUGGGAAGCAUCAGCAUCGCUUUCUACCAGGGCCUCUGGUCUUUCAAUGGGUGGAACAAUUUGAAUCUGGUGACUGAAGAGCUAAGGAAUUCAAAGAAGAACCUGGUUCGGGCCGUAGUGAUCUCCAUUCCCCUGGUCACUGUCCUCUACAUCCUUGUAAACCUGAGCUAUAUGGUGGUCAUGAGUCCCAGUGACAUCCGGGACUCCAGCGCUGUGGCGGUCACCUGGGGGAAUCAGAUCCUGGGAGAUUGGGCCUGGCUGGUGCCCCUCUCGGUGGCUCUCUCCACCUUCGGGUCAGCAAACGGAGCGUUUUUCAGUGGGAGCCGAGUGUGCUACGUCGCUGCCAGGGAGGGGCAUAUGCCAGGUAUCCUGUCCAUGGCCCACGUCCGGUAUCUCACCCCUUCCCCAGCUCUGACGUUCACCGCGGCAGUGGCUCUGAUCAUGAUCAUCCCUGGAAACUUCAGCAGCAUUGUCAACUUUUGCAGGCACGGGGGAAGCUUUGUAUUGUGGAUGAUUCAUGGAACUACCAUCAGCUGCCUCCUUUAUCUGAAAGUUAAGAAGAAAGACUUGCCAAGAUCAUACAAGGUCCCCAUCAUCAUCCCAGUCAUUGUGCUGCUGGCCUCCAUCUACCUGAUCCUGGCACCCAUCAUUGACCAACCACAGAUGGAAUUCCUUUACGUCUUCCUGUUCAUGCUCAGUGGCAUAGUGGUGUAUUUCCCCAUCAUUUACUUCAGAUACCGGCCCCGACUCUUGCAGGAGGCCACAGUACAAAUUCAGCUCUUCCUAGAAGUGGCUCCGACCAUGAAGAAUGUGGACUGAUGGCCACUGGGACACUCUUCAUAUCUUGCCAUGUCUCUUGACUUAAUAUUUCUAUUUUUUAUUGUGAACUUAGUGAACAUGGACAGUUCCUGUUCAUGAAUUGGUGAACUUUUGUUACAUAUCAUUUGGUUGGGGUUUGCAUAUGUGUGUACAUAUUAAGUGUUGUCAAUAAAACUUCCCUGCUCAUCCCCUUUCAAA